This is a messenger RNA of Nematolebias whitei (Rio pearlfish), 901 nucleotides long. RefSeq names its product sclerostin domain containing 1a (gene sostdc1a). The transcript is spliced from 2 exons. Lineage: Eukaryota; Metazoa; Chordata; Actinopteri; Cyprinodontiformes; Rivulidae. Gene Ontology annotation, biological process: negative regulation of Wnt signaling pathway; negative regulation of BMP signaling pathway. Gene Ontology annotation, molecular function: BMP binding. The record is from RefSeq and is a predicted model, not a curated record. Bases 66 to 719 code for a protein of 217 amino acids.
GACCUGGCUGUCCUUUGACUUUUGAUCUGACGUCCCUCUCGCGCGCAUCCUCACAAUCAGCCACCAUGCGCCUCAGCGCGCACGAGCCGUGCCAGUCCAUCUUCUUGCUCUGCAUCCUCCUGAGGAGCUGCCAAGCCUUCACGAACGACGCCACGGAGCUGCUCUUUCCGCACGCGAGCCCGCCGGUGCCGGAGCCUUUGAGCAACGCAUCCCUGAACCGCGCGCGCAGUGGCGGGCGCGCGGCGGGCGGCGGCGGCGCGCAGGACAGAAGCGAUCGUAGUCAGAUUGGAUGCAGAGAGCUGAGGUCCACGAAGUACAUCUCUGACGGCCACUGCACCAGCAUCAACCCCAUCAAGGAGCUGGUGUGCGCAGGCGAGUGUCUCCCAGCCCAGAUGCUUGAAAACUGGAUCGGCGGGGCUCACGGCAGAAAGUUCUGGGCUCGCAGGAGCAGUAACCACGACUGGAGGUGUGUGAAUGAUAAAACACGCACCCAGCGCAUCCAGCUGCAGUGCCAGGACGGCAGCACAAGAACGUACAAAAUCACAGUGGUCACUUCUUGCAAGUGCAAGAGGUACUCGAGGCAGCACAACGAAUCGGGCAACAAGUUCGAGGAUCCUGCUGCGUUGUCGCCACAGCUCCUGCACAAACACAAACCCAAGAACAAGAGGAGGCUGGGAAAGAAGCGCGCACGUGAAAACUGGCACGAGACCGAACCCUAAGAGCUGGAAGAAUCCACAUCGACUAUGGGAUGUUUGAGUCUGUGACAUCUGGUGUUCCAGCUGUGGAUUAAUACCGUCUGAGAGGAGAAGCUGCCUCCACAGGAAGAGACUGCAGAGACCAAGGACAUUUAUUAAAUGUGAACAGAAGUGGGUUGUACAGUCUGAGGUGCUCCUGGUUCCUC